AUGCCUGCUGAGCGCAACAACCGCGCUAGAAAUAACAAUGAGACUUCUAAUCUGGACCCGCACCGUCGCCCUCUGGCUCCUAGGCAUAACAAUUCUCCAGAGACUGGUCCCCAAAGAGUGCCAACCCCUCUCCCUUCCCACCUCCAGACUCUAGAAGAGCACUUCACAGCUGGUAUGAUAGAGAUGCCAGUUCCUAGGCAUCCCAUCUUGAGCUUCCCUUCUCAGCAGGAGUCGGAUGACUCUUCCCUAGAAUUCCUUGAUGAAGGCGGUUUCUGUUAUCCAUUCUCUCCCUUUCUGCCAAACAUCACUUGCCAACCCUUCCUCAUCCCAGGACCCCCAGACUCUUCCAAUAGCAACGCUGUAGUCCUACACCAAUUUCUUGGACCCCUGGAAGUCCCUCAGGCAUCAGAAGCUACCACUGGAUCUUACCACAUCGCCCCUGCACAGGUUUUUCCAUCCUCAUUGCCUAUGAAUAUCUCCUCCUCUCCAAAUCCUAACAGCCCCCUUGCCGCAUCCACUGACUCCCCUAGCAUGUCGCCUCUUGCCUCAGACGCCUCGGACAAUGGCAGCAUUGGUCAUCCUCCUAAUCUACAACUGCUAGCAGACAUCAGCAAAUACAUUAAGGCAACAGAAGGAUAUAGCAGCGAUCCCCAGGAGUUUGUAGUGUACAGCGACGACGUCAUCCAGCGACCCUCCAACAAUGUCACCCGAUACUGGUGA
This is a messenger RNA of Fibroporia radiculosa, 720 nucleotides long. RefSeq lists its product as uncharacterized. Bases 1 to 720 code for a protein of 239 amino acids. The transcript has a single exon. Lineage: Eukaryota; Fungi; Basidiomycota; Agaricomycetes; Polyporales; Fibroporiaceae. The record is from RefSeq and is a predicted model, not a curated record.